UAAAGAGUGGGAAGAAAUAAUGUUUAGUAUGGCACAUGGUGAUGGACCCAACCCCCUCCCUUAAAAUCUAUGCUAUCUCUUUCCCUUCCCCUGAUUCAUUCCUCUUUCUCUCUUAAAUGUAGGGUCUUUUUCUCCCCACGCUCUCUCAUCCAACAAACAAAGAAGUGAAGAACCUUCUCCUACUCUUUCUCUCACCCCUCACCCCUCACCCCUCACCCACCGCUACAAAACGCAAACCCUUAUCCUCCCCAAUUCUCACAUCAUGCCACUCUCUCCCAAAGGAACUAAUUGCAACUCACCAGAAUUCGAGUUCUGGAUGCUCCGAAACCCCUCUUUCCCACAGCCUAAUCUUCUCUCCGCCGACGAACUCUUCGUCGACGGCGUACUGCUUCCUCUCCACCUUCUCAAAAAACCCAACCUAGAACCUCCGAUCCGCCAACCCUCUCCAUCCAUAACCGAACCCCCCUCCUCCUCCUCCUCCUCCAAGCGCUGGAAAGAUAUAUUCAAAAAAAGUGAUAAGAAAAACACGCAAGACAAAGAGAAAGCAAAAAAGAAAGAGAGAAAAACCGGAACUUCACCCACUUCCGCGGAAUUGAACAUCAAUAUAUGGCCUUUUUCGCGGAGCAGGUCUGCCGGAAACGCGGCAACCCGACCCAAAUUAUUCGCCGGAGCUCCGCCCACCCGGAAGGUCAACAGCGCGCCCUGCUCCCGGAGCAACUCCGCCGGCGAGUCCAAGUCCAGGAAGUGGCCCAGCAGUCCGGGCCGCCCCGGCGUCCACGUGGGCCGGAGCAGCCCAGUCUGGCAGGCCCGCCGCGGAAAAAACUCCGAUCCUCCCCAGAAGCCCAAACCUCGCCGGAGCAAAGCCACCGCCGCGGGUUCCACCGCCAGGGUUUUGAAUCUGAACGUUCCCAUGUGCAUUGGCUACAAAAACCACCUAAGCUGCCGAAGCGACGAUAACAGCGCCAUUGGUGGGAGCGCCGCCGCCGCCAAUGGGGGUAAUAUUUUUAACCUGCGCAACCUCUUCGCUAAAAAAUGCGUAGUAACUUCUCACUAGUGUUACUUUUUUUUUCUUUUUUUUUUUUUUUGUGGGGGGUUUAGAUUUUCGUAUACGGAAAGCUAUAGUUGCUCUUUUUAUUUUGUAACUUUUGUAUGUAACCAAAGGGGUAUCUCUUUCUGACUUACAGAGAUUAGGAGUUGAAACUAGAUUCGUUCAUGUCAUAGUUAGUAAAUGGUAUCUUUUUUUUCUCUUUUGUGCUCCUCCUCGUGUAAUCUGAAACGCUUUAUCAGAAUGUAUUUAUUAUUAUAUUAUAUUAUUUAAGUUCGGUUGGGACUUUUCA
This is a messenger RNA of Cajanus cajan (pigeon pea), 1337 nucleotides long. Its product is annotated as serine/arginine repetitive matrix-like protein. Lineage: Eukaryota; Viridiplantae; Streptophyta; Magnoliopsida; Fabales; Fabaceae. The record is from RefSeq and is a predicted model, not a curated record.